UUUAUUUUUAUAGUUUACAGACAGAAAAAUAAUGUAUUCUGGGAGAAGUUCCUCUGGCUGAGAUUGCUUUCCGCGCAAUGCCUUGUGGGUGGUGAUACGUCACCCGGACGCCAUAGCUGUUAGUGCACCGGGUGAAGGAGAGAUCCAGGAGUCAUGAGAGGAAUCCGGUCCCUAAAUAAUUUCUCGAAACGCUGCUAUGCUGCUGCUAGACGAAGGGAAGCUCUUACUGAGCCGUUAGAAAGCAUAAAACCCUCCAAAGCUGCACCUCUCCCUCCACAAGAUGUCCAGGUGUCAAAACUCCUAAAUGGUUUGGUGAUAGCAUCAAUAGAAAACUACUCUCCUGUUUCCAGUGUCGGAGUGUUUGUGAAAGCUGGGAGUCGCUAUGAGACUGCAGAAAACCAAGGUGUUUCUCAUGUGUUGCGACUGGCAGCCAACCUGACAACAAAGGGAGCAUCUGCAUUCAAGAUCUGUCGUGGGGUUGAAGCAAUGGGGGGAAGCCUGAGUGUGAAAACAUCUCGAGAGGCCAUGAUCUACACCGCAGAUUGCCUAAGAGAUGACUUAGAUUCUCUGUUGGAGUUUCUACUCAAUGUGACAGCAGCUCAGGAGUUCCGGCCAUGGGAGGUACAAGACCUGAUAUCCAGAGUGAUUAUUGACAAGGCUCUGGCUCAGCAGUGUCCUCAGAUCGGUGUAAUUGAAAAGUUGCACGAAGCAGCAUACAAAAACGCCCUCUCCAACUCCCUGUACUGCCCUGAUUACAUGGUCGGUCGGAUCUCAUCUGAACAGCUACAGUCAUUUGUUGGUGAUCAUUUCACCACUGGCCGAAUGGCUUUAGUAGGACUCGGCGUAAAUCACUCUAACCUUAGGCAAGUGGCUGAGGGUCUCCUGAGUGUCCGCGGUGGAGCCGGAGCGCCUGUGGCUAAAGCUUUGUAUCGUGGAGGUGAGCUUAGAGUGCAGAACAACGACGACCUGGUGCACGCGCUGAUCGUCAGUGAAGGUGGGGUGAUAGGCAGUCCCGAGGCUAAUGCCUUCAGUGUGCUGCAAAGGAUCCUGGGAGCAGGACCCCAUGUGAAGAGGGGGUCCAGCAUCACCAGUAAACUGAGCCAGGGUAUUGCCAAAGCUACAACAAAGCCAUUUGAUGCCACCGCCUUCAAUGCCUCAUACUCUGACUCUGGCCUGUUUGGCGUCUAUACCAUUUCACAGGCUGACUCUGCAGGAGAGGUGAUCAAAGCUGCUUUGAGUCAAGUGAAAGGUGUAGCACAGGGAAAUUUGUCAGCAGCUGACAUCACUAGAGCAAAAAAUCAGGUGAAAGCAGAGUAUCUUAUGUCGAUCGAAGGCUCUGAUGGAUUGAUGGAGGAAGUCGGCACUCAGGUUCUGACCAGCGCAGCAUACCAGGCUCCUGACGCCGUCCUCCAGGCUAUAGAAGCAGUCAGCCAAGACGCUGUAGUCCAGGCUGCUAAAAAGUUUGUAGACGGAACAAAGACGAUGGCAGCAAGUGGACACCUCACUAACACACCUUUCGUGGAUGAAAUAUGAAAAUCCAAAACUUCAUGAACAAUCUCUUUUAUCUCUGGCUUGUUAUGUCCAAAGAUUUCCAAAGUGAGACAACUCAAAAGCUGCAACAUUUUGCAGUAAAUCACUAAAUGUCAGUAAUUAUUUACUUGUCUUCCCGUUUGUGCACACACAGAGAGCCACAGAAUUAUAAUAAAGUUUGUCUUCUGGGUUUUUUGUUGAUUUACGUGUCUAUCAAUGUAAAAUAACAGUAAACCCGAUGACUCUUGAAUUCUGUAUCAAGUUUUAGUUUGAUAAAUGAUGAGAACUGCUCUGCAUUAAAUAACUGAUUCCAAACUACA
This is a messenger RNA of Oryzias melastigma (Indian medaka), 1850 nucleotides long. Its product is annotated as cytochrome b-c1 complex subunit 2, mitochondrial. Gene Ontology annotation, molecular function: metal ion binding. Gene Ontology annotation, cellular component: mitochondrion. The transcript has 14 exons. The coding region runs from base 154 to 1533 and encodes 459 amino acids. Lineage: Eukaryota; Metazoa; Chordata; Actinopteri; Beloniformes; Adrianichthyidae. The record is from RefSeq and is a predicted model, not a curated record.